AUUAAGUUAAAUUUGGAUGUUGUCAAAAAAAAAAGAGUUAAAAUUAGAUUAAUAUAAGGGUAUAAUUGUAUUAAUCUAAGUAAAAAUGAAUUUUGGCAUACAGGUGCACGUUUUUAUUCGCAUGUGUGCUGCCAAAUUUACACACAGUCAUCCAGGAAUAGUAGUCGUACCAAAAUUGCAAAUAAUUAUACUUUGAAUGUUUUUUUAUUUUAAUUAGUAUUACCAAACAUUAGACAAAAAAAAUUGUAGUUUUCCAGAUGAUUUAAGUUGAUUAACACAUUAUCAUGAGUGAUGUAUGCAUUAAUAUAUUGCGAAACUGUAUGUUUUGUAAGCCGGUUAUUAUUUACAAAGCGACGUUAAAAGUAUAUUCAAUAUGAGAUUUGUGAAAAAUCAUUAAAACACAUUUGCAAUUCCUGUUAUUCAAUCAACAAUUCGUAAAAACUAUAUCAAAUCAGUUGUUAUUCAAUUGUAAACAGUAUGUAGUAAAAAAAAACUUUGUAUAAAGAUUUUAGAAGACUUGAAACUCAUUUUUAGUUAGAAAUAAUUCUUGUAGAAUAAUAUGUCCGUAGAUGUUAUUUAAAGAAAUUUGAAAAUAUAUUAAUUAAUACAUUCUGAAUAUAUGUAUAAAUACAUAAGAUUUGAGACUUGCUUUGUGUUCUCGUUUUGCUAUACUUCUCACCCAGCCACCGCUCUCUUUCCCACAUCACAUCCUCUUCUCUCUCUUCCUCAUUGGACCACCACUCUCUUAUCCACAUCAACCCCACCUCUUGCUCUUUCCUCCCCACUGAGCCACCACUCUUUAUCCCUUCUAUUGCCACCGACGAGCUCGUAUCUGAGGAUUUCAGCUUUUCUUCUUUACCUCGCUAAUCCUCAAUCCCUCUUCCACCUCUACGAGCCUAGUCGUCAGCCUGCUUCCAUCCUCUCACAGACUCAAUGUAGUCGUCAUUUUUUUUUUGGCAAAAAAUGUAGCCUUGUUAUUGAUUAUGGGAUAUUCAGUUGAGUGUUUUUCUGUUGAGAUAACUAAACUUUUUCACCAUGUUCCUUUUAGAAAGUAAGAAUACUUUAUAGUGAUGGAAACACCAAGGGAAGAAUGUCUCGGAACAGCUAUGUUGACGUCUUUGAGAAUAGAUUUGUCUCGAAUAAAUCUUUACAUCGUCUUGAUAAGUCUUCAUGGUUUGAUACGUGGUGAAAACAUGGAGUUUGGUCCGGAUUCUGAUAUUGGUGGACACGUGCAGUAUGUUGUGGAAUUUGCACGGACAUUGGGCUCAAUGCCUAGAGUCUAUCGUGUCGAUUUGUGUUGACCAGAAAGAUAUCCGCACAAGAAUGAGAUAGCAGCGACUCUGAAACGAAUGAAAUGCUAAAUCCUUUGGACACAGACAGCAUAGAGCAGGAGCAUGGAGAUAAUAGUGGAGCUUAAAUGGAAUUUUAUCUUAGCUUGGAACAAGAUAUAUAAUGUGAUUCUACUUUAUACGAAAGCCUUCUUCAGCAA
Brassica napus (rape) is the source of this 1489-nucleotide messenger RNA. Its product is annotated as probable sucrose-phosphate synthase 2. The transcript has 3 exons. Bases 1071 to 1301 code for a protein of 76 amino acids. Lineage: Eukaryota; Viridiplantae; Streptophyta; Magnoliopsida; Brassicales; Brassicaceae. The record is from RefSeq and is a predicted model, not a curated record.